CUGAGGAAAAGAUGUAAAAUGAAAAAGAGUUUUCAAGGUCAUUGAGUCUCAUAGGUUCAGGACUUUAAAGAUUAUCAGUGCCUUGAUAUGCAUCUGGAAAUGAACAAGAACACUUGCAAAGACUUGAACAAGGGAUGAAAAAAGUUUUAUGUACACAUCCAAGUCUUAAGAAGUCAGGAAAAAGAAAACACAAAGCACUUAUAUAAAACAAAUGCGACAUUCAAAACGAAGUCAUUGCUCUGAGUGGGAUGAUAGAAAGAGCUGGGAACAAGGAAAGCACAGUGCUCCCCAUAAACGCAAAAAGAGGUCCCACAGCAGUGUACAAGAAAGCAAACCCUAUAAAUCACAUCAUUUUGAAGUUUCAGACAGUCAUUAUUUGGACGAUAGAUCCAUAAAUGAGAGAGAUCAUCAUGACCGGAGAUAUGUUGAGGAAUACAGAAAUGACUUCUGUGAAGUAUAUGACCACAGGCAUUAUCACAGAGACUAUGAAAAGAGUCACCAUCACCACUAUAGCAAAUCCUCUGGUCGGAGCAGGAAAAGUAGUCAUAAAAGGAAGCAUAAGAGACAUCAUUGCUCCAGUCACCAUUCACAUUCGAAGAGUCACCGAAGGAAAGGAUCCAGGAGUGUAGAGGAUGAUGAGGAGGGUCACCUGGUCUGUGAAAGUGGAGACAUGCUAAGAGCAAGAUAUGAAAUUAUUGCCACGUUAGGGGAAGGGGCAUUUGGAAAAGUAGUGGAAUGCAUUGAUCACAAUAUGAGAGGAAUGCAUGUAGCAGUUAAAAUUGUGAAAAAUGUUAGUAGAUACCGUGAAGCAGCCCGUUCAGAAAUACAGGUAUUGGAGUAUUUAAACACCAUGGAUCCCAGCAGCACGUUCCGCUGUGUCCAGAUGCUGGAAUGGUUUGAUCAUCAUGGUCAUGUUUGCAUUGUGUUUGAGCUUUUGGGACUUAGUACCUAUGACUUUAUUAAAGAAAACAGUUUUUUGCCAUUUCAUAUUAAUGACAUUAGACAGAUGUCAUAUCAGAUUUGCCAGUCUAUAAAUUUUUUACAUCAUAAUAAGUUGACUCAUACAGAUCUGAAGCCUGAAAAUAUUUUGUUUGUGGAGUCUGACUGUGUAGUAAAGUACAACUCUAAAAUGAAGCGGGAUGAACGCACACUAAAAAACACAGACAUCAAAGUUGUAGAUUUUGGAAGCGCAACUUUUGAUAAUGAACAUCACAGUACUUUAGUGUCUACAAGACAUUACAGAGCUCCUGAAGUUAUUUUAGCGCUGGGGUGGUCACAGCCCUGUGAUGUUUGGAGUAUAGGUUGCAUUCUAAUUGAAUAUUACCUUGGUCUUACAGUAUUUCAGACACAUGAUAGUAAAGAACACUUGGCAAUGAUGGAGAGAAUGUUAGGGCCUCUACCAACUCACAUGAUUAAGAAAUCAAGAAAACGCUAUUUUCAGCAUGACCAAUUGGACUGGGAUGAACAUAGUUCUGCAGGUCGAUAUGUUAGGAGACGUUGUAAACCAUUAAAGGAAUUAAUGCAUUGUCAUGACUCAGAUCAUCAGAAUCUAUUUGACCUUAUUCGCAGAAUGUUGGAGUAUGAUCCAGCCAAAAGAAUUACUCUUGAUGAAGCCUUGCAGCAUCCUUUCUUUGAUUUGUUAAAAAAUAAAUAAUUCAGAGAUCUUGUGUUUCUCCUAGGAGACUACAUAGACUGUGUCAGUCAACAGAGCUAGCAUGAGAUUUUUGUAAACUUUAAUUUAUUUUGUACAGUUAAAUUUAAAUAUUUCCAUAUGUUUUGUAUCACAGCCAUGUUUAUCUUGUUGGUCAGUUAUGGUCUUAAUCAUGGAUAUCAAAAAUGUAAAAAUUAAAAGUAAUUU
This is a messenger RNA of Mauremys mutica (yellowpond turtle), 1858 nucleotides long. RefSeq names its product CDC like kinase 4 (gene CLK4). The transcript is spliced from 14 exons. Gene Ontology annotation, cellular component: nucleus. Gene Ontology annotation, biological process: regulation of RNA splicing; protein phosphorylation. The coding region runs from base 212 to 1654 and encodes 480 amino acids. The record is from RefSeq and is a predicted model, not a curated record. NCBI's taxonomy places the organism in Eukaryota, Metazoa, Chordata, Testudines, Geoemydidae. Gene Ontology annotation, molecular function: protein tyrosine kinase activity; ATP binding.